This is a messenger RNA of Oryza sativa Japonica Group (Japanese rice), 1242 nucleotides long. RefSeq names its product transcription factor BHLH133-like. Gene Ontology annotation, biological process: regulation of transcription by RNA polymerase II. Lineage: Eukaryota; Viridiplantae; Streptophyta; Magnoliopsida; Poales; Poaceae. Gene Ontology annotation, molecular function: RNA polymerase II cis-regulatory region sequence-specific DNA binding; DNA-binding transcription factor activity, RNA polymerase II-specific; protein dimerization activity. The record is from RefSeq and is a predicted model, not a curated record. Gene Ontology annotation, cellular component: nucleus.
GUUCACUCUGUCCUCGAGACAUUUUUGUCACUUCAUUUUCUCAAGCAACCUUCUCUGUUUUAGUUUUCUUUCCAUUUUUCUUUCUGAAGCCAUAUACCAUUUUCCAUUCUUAAAUAUGUGUACUGAACAUAAACAAAAUUUUGUGGUGUUGAUAUUAGUGUCACUCUCCUGUGCUUAACCAUGAUUCAUCAUUUCAAUGCACUUACUACUCUCUUUGUGUCAUUGUAUGUGCUGUCAUUUGUCAACCCUGGUGCAACAAGAUUCUGAAGCCAAGGAGAAACAACAUGCCAAAGGAAUUUUUCUUUGCCCAAUUACCAUUCCUUUUUUUUUGGAGGGGAACUCAAGUCAACUUCAUGCCUGCAAACCUGAAGCCCUUUCAAGCACCAACACAGUAUAUAUACACAUUCUCUCUGCAACUGCAAUUUGCACCAUACUCACAAAACCAUUGCUCAGGCUCAGCCAUGGAAUGCAGCUCCUUUGAAGCAAUCUGCAAUGAGUCGGAGAUGAUUGCGCAUUUGCAGUCAUUGUUCUGGAGCAGCAGCGAUGCUGAUCCUUGUUUUGGUAGCUCAUCAUUUUCUCUCAUCAGUAGUGAGGGCUACGACACAAUGACCACAGAGUUUGUGAAUAGCAGCACAAAUGUAUGUUUUGAUUACCAAGAUGAUAGCUUCGUUUCAGCAGAGGAGACUACCAUUGGUAACAAGAGAAAAGUUCAGAUGGAUACUGAGAAUGAGCUGAUGACGAACCGCAGCAAGGAAGUUCGCACCAAGAUGUCGGUGUCAAAAGCAUGCAAACAUUCUGUUUCUGCAGAGAGCUCACAGUCUUAUUAUGCAAAGAACAGGAGACAGAGGAUCAAUGAGAGAUUGAGAAUACUGCAAGAACUGAUCCCUAAUGGAACAAAAGUUGACAUCAGCACAAUGUUGGAGGAAGCAAUUCAGUAUGUCAAGUUUCUACACCUGCAAAUCAAGCUCUUGAGCUCUGAUGAAAUGUGGAUGUAUGCGCCCCUUGCUUUUGACAGUGGUAACAACAGGCUCUAUCAGAACUCUCUGUCACAAGAGUAGUAAGGAAGGAUUUGUGCCUUAGCAGCUUUGCAAUUCUUCUCUCGGACUUUGAUUUGAUUUUAUAUUUCAUGGAUAUCACAUUUUUCUGGAUUCUUUUGUAAGUUAUUCUUGUUUCUUUAGACAAAGGAAAAUAACCGCACUUUGAUGAAGUAUGCUCAAAUAAACUGGAUUUUGCUUCUGAAUA